Brassica napus (rape) is the source of this 2843-nucleotide messenger RNA. Its product is annotated as fatty acid amide hydrolase-like. The record is from RefSeq and is a predicted model, not a curated record. Gene Ontology annotation, biological process: N-acylethanolamine metabolic process. Gene Ontology annotation, cellular component: membrane. Lineage: Eukaryota; Viridiplantae; Streptophyta; Magnoliopsida; Brassicales; Brassicaceae. The transcript is spliced from 21 exons. Gene Ontology annotation, molecular function: N-(long-chain-acyl)ethanolamine deacylase activity. The coding region runs from base 196 to 2028 and encodes 610 amino acids.
ACAAUAAAGGGGACGUUAUGUCAAUUUGAGAAUAUCGUUAGACUUGUUCAGCAUUUCGAGACAAGAUCAAUAUACAAAUCUAGUACAAGCAACCAUUCAAGUUUCCAACAAACUUCACCGGUCAUCCGCACGGCCUCUUCAAAUCUGUGUCAGCUUCAUUAACUAAUCACCGCCAAAUCAGAUCAACUUUCUCAGAUGGGUAAGUUUAAGGUCAUGAAGCCGGUUAACGAGGUUGAUGUCUCUUGUGUGAUAUAUAAAGAAGAAGACAUCAAAGCCCCUCAUUUGACUGGCUUCUUGUUCAAGUUGUUUGUUAAGAUGCUUGAAGCACCACUUAUAGGCUCAUUGAUUGUAGAGUCAUUGAAGAAGAAUAAUGGCAUGACCCAGAUUUUUCGGAACACGGUUAUACCAGAAGAGCCCAUGUUUAGACCUGUGUUCCCAUCUCAAAAACCGGAGGUUGAUGUUGUCCUUGUUGGAGAAGAUGAAAGCCCUGUAGACAGAUUAGAAACAGCCUUGAAGUGUCUUCCUCAAUAUGAUCCUUCUCUUAGCUUCCAAGCAGAUUCAAUCUCAUCCUUCCGUUACUGGAAGAUACGUGAUUACGCAUAUGCUUAUAGAUCUAAGCUAACAACUCCAUCUGUGGUAGCAGAAAAAACAAUCUCAAUCAUAGAGGAAUUUAAGUAUGAUAAGUCUCCAACACCGUUUUUGAUUAGCUUUGAUGCUAAUGAAGUCAGAAAACAAGCUGAAGCUUCUACACAUAGGUUUGAACAAGGACAUCCAAUAUCCAUUUUAGAUGGAGUUUUUAUAACAAUCAAGGAUGAUAUUGACUGUUUACCACAUACCACAACGGGUGGAACAACAUGGCUACAUGAAGAGCGUUCUGUAGAGAAGGACUCAGUGGUUGUUUCAAGACUUCGAAGUUGUGGUGCAAUCUUACUUGGGAAGGCUAAUAUGCAUGAGUUAGGAAUGGGGACUUCAGGGAACAAUUCAAAUUAUGGAACCACAAGAAACCCACAUUCACCUGAAAGGUACACAGGCGGAUCUUCUUCAGGUUCAGCAGCUAUUGUAGCCUCUGGACUAUGUCCAGCUGCUCUAGGAACAGAUGGUGGAGGUUCUGUUCGCAUCCCUGCAUCACUUUGUGGUGUAACUGGACUGAAAACAACAUAUGGUCGGACAGAUAUGACAGGGUCAUUAUGUGCAGGUGGAACAGUGGAAGUUGUUAGUCCACUUGCUUCAUCCCUGGAAGAUACUCUAUUGGUGUAUGCAGUGAUAUUGGGCUCUUCAUCUGCAGAUAGACUUAACUUGAACCCGACACCACCCUGUCUUCCGAAGUUAUUUUCUCACAAUGGAGGCAAUGCUAUUGGAUCUCUAAGGCUAGGGAAAUAUACAACGUGGUUUAAUGAUGUUCAUUCAAGUGACAUAUCUGACAAAUGUGAAGAUAUCCUUAAGCUCCUAUCAAACAAUCAUGGUUGCCAAGUAGUGGAAAUAGUGGUUCCUGAACUGGAAGAGAUGCGUGCAGCUCAUGUUGUGUCGAUUGGGUCUGCAACACUGUGUUCUCUUACUCCUUACUGUGAGGAUGGGAAAACUCCAAAGUUAUCUUAUGAUACUCGUACUAGCUUUGCGAUCUUCAAGUCAUUCUCUGCUUCAGACUAUAUUGCUGCUCAGUGUCUUAGGAGAAGAUUGAUGGAGUAUCACAUGGAUAUUUUCAAAAACGUUGAUGUUAUUGUGACACCUACAUGUGGUAUGACAGCUCCUUUGAUACCACCUGAGGCUGUGAAAAAUGGAGAAACCAAUUUUCAAGUGGCAGCUUAUCUAAUGCGGUUUGUUGUAGCUGCAAAUCUCCUGGGCUUCCCUGCCAUAUCUGUCCCUGUUGGGUAUGAUAAGGGAGGGAUGCCAAUAGGAUUACAAAUAGUGGGAAGACCUUGGGCCGAAGCUACCGUUCUUACUUUAGCUGCUGCUGUUGAGGAGCUGGCUCCAAUUACCAAGAAACCUGCUGUAUUUCACGAUGUUCUCAGCACAAAGCGAAUCCACUAGGAGACUGAGAAAGGCAAAGAAAUUCUCUGAACUGGAUGUUUAGUUUAUAUGUGGUUACAAUUUGAUUCAUGUGUUUAUUUUCAGGUUAACCUACUAUAUUUAUAAAAUUAAAGGCCCCAAAAUUAAAAGCAAUAAUUGGGGUGUUGUUUGUAUUUACUUCGUACAUUGACUAUGAUUUAUUAUUAUAAAUCUCAGUUAAGCAAAGAUAAACGAAGUUUGUCACAUAGUAGUAUCUUUAAGACUAAUAUGAAGAGUGGCAUACAAGAUGAAUACAACAAUGUAACAGAACCAAUCAUUCACCUUUAGUGUUAUUUUCUGCAACAGCAUCACGUGGAAGAUCAAUCCCCCUUUGGGGUCUUACCCGGACAAUCAGUCACUGAAACGUUUGAUCCCAAACACACUGCGCAUUUAGACAUGAAAACAUUACACUAUAGUUUGGUUACAUCUCCAAAUGUCGGUUACACUAUACUUCGGUUAUCCAUUUAAUUUCAUUCCUCUUUCAAUUUGUUUUAACUAGAUUUUUCUUUUUUUUUACGAUCAACUUGAUUUCUCUUAACAUGAUUUUAUUCUACUACGAAUUACAAUUAUUAGACUUUAAUGACAAAAAAAAAUUAUGAGACGAUUAUUCAACAAACAAAUAUAUUUAUUUAUGAAAAUUAUAUCUUGAGUGAUUUCCAAGAUUUUUUUAAUAAUAAGGAAUAUAGUAUACAAAGAAAUUUUCAAAUAUUUAUAAUUCGUAAGAAUUUUCAAAUGAAAACAUAAUAAUAAAUAUCAUCAUCAUUGCAUGUACUAAUAAGUAAUCAUAAAAUGUAUAU